CAGGGAGGUCGAACCCGCCUGCAUGCACAACUUUCCUGUCCUGUACCUGAAAAUAUCUCCUUAUCUAAAGGCUCAGGCUCAGUUCUCGUUUCAGCUCGCUGCCGCUGCUUCUUCUUCUACUGAAAACCGAGAACGAAAAAUCCUCAAUGAAGUUGGCGUCGUCAUGCCAUUGCCACUCAAAGCUUCUCCUCCCUCCCCCUACCCACCUCCCUCACAGCGCCCGCUCCUCCAUGAAAACGAACCGCUGCCCCAGCUUUCCCCUCGGUAGGCAAGUGAGGGUGGCGACACCGCCGCGACGAGAGCUCCCUUUGGGAACCAGUGCAGUCGCUGAUCAAUACGGCUCUGCUCUCACUGCUGCUGCUGCUGCUCCGAUGAAGACGGGCGACGUAUCGGUGUUCCUGAUAACAGGAUCAGUGCUACUGUUUGCGUACUGGAUAGCGAACUUCGUCGUUCCCGACUUGCUAUCCAAGUAUUUGGGAUUCGACAAGAUAAACGAAGGCGAGAAUUCUGAGGACGAUGAUAAAAAUAAAUCCUCGGAAGGAGGAGGAGAAGAGAGAGAUAGAGGAGCUGAAGCGAAUUCGAGGAUGAGUAAGAAACGGGGUUUCAACAGCACCCGAAGCUGACCUUUACAUUGGGUCGGCUUCGGUGUUCGCAUUUUUAUCGUCUGUUUCUGUUCUCUAAAUGCCACCAUCUUCAAAAUCAAGAUAUUCUGUUAGGCUUGAUUCCUGUAAUUUUGACGAUAAUAAGGAAAGAAAAUUCACCAUC
Molecule: messenger RNA, 765 nt
Organism: Eucalyptus grandis
Lineage: Eukaryota; Viridiplantae; Streptophyta; Magnoliopsida; Myrtales; Myrtaceae
Exons: 2
Coding region: 147-623 (158 amino acids)
Source: RefSeq, a predicted model, not a curated record